This is a messenger RNA of Capsaspora owczarzaki ATCC 30864, 1558 nucleotides long. RefSeq lists its product as hypothetical. The transcript has 7 exons. Gene Ontology annotation, molecular function: transmembrane transporter activity. The record is from RefSeq and is a predicted model, not a curated record. Bases 39 to 1430 code for a protein of 463 amino acids. Gene Ontology annotation, biological process: transmembrane transport. Gene Ontology annotation, cellular component: membrane. Lineage: Eukaryota; Filasterea; Ministeriida; Capsasporidae.
UUUAUCUUCAUUUUUUUCCCUCUUCUUUUACUUCUCAGAUGUCAACGCACAACAAUUACAACGCGCUUGAAAAUACGCCAAGCGCAGUAUCCAUCCACCAACAGAACGGUGUCGGAGCGCACAAGGUCUACAAGCGACGCUGGCUGAUGCUCACCGUUGUCUGCCUGCUCAAUAUCGUCAAUGCGGCCCAAUGGAUUCAAUAUGCGCCGAUUGCGGACACCGUCAAGCGCUACUAUGACGUCUCGAGCACCUGGGUCAACAUGCUUUCGCAAAUAUUCAUGAUCCUCUACAUCCCGUUCGGCUUUAUGGCGUCCUGGGCACUCGAUACCCGUGGAUUGCGCUACGCAUGCGUUCUUGGAGCCGUGCUCAACGCAGUUGGCGCAUUCAUCAAGUACAUGGCCAACUUUGUCGAAAUUACUCCUUCCGCCGACCCCAACAUCAUGUUUGCUGUGGUCAUGGUCGGCCAAUUCUUUGCCGCUGCUGCCCAGCCGUUCAUCCUGGGUGCUCCCACCAUGCUGGCCGCCGUCUGGUUUAGCGACAGCGAGCGUGCCACUGCCAAUAUGCUUGCUUCCGUCGCCAACCCGAUCGGUAUUGCUGCCGCGAACGUCCUCUCGCCCGCUAUUGUUGAUACCACCGAGCCCUGGACGAUCAACACGAUGCACUGGAUGAUGAUGAUCCCGGCCGGCAUCGUUGCAGUCAUCACGAUCGUGCUCAUGCGUGCCAAGCCCCCGACGCCCCCGAGCCUGUCCGCAGCUACCCCUUCCGAUCCAUUCUUUGUUGGCUUGAAGAAGGUUGCGACCAACAAGUCCUACCUGCUCCUGCUCGUCUCUUUCGGCGUGGGUCUUGGCAUUUUCAACGCCCUGUCCACCUUGUUGGAGCAGAUUGUUCAUCCUCAAGGCUACACUGACGACGAUGCUGGCAUUUUUGGAGCUGCCCUCAUCGGUGCGGGUCUGGUCGGCGCUGGAAUCAGCGGUCCUCUGAUUGACAAGACCAAGGCGUACCGGCCCGUUCUUCGUGGCUGCUUUAUUCUUGCAACCGCAUCGUUUGUGGGAUUUGCGCUCUCUGCUCGCCCCGACGAGUACGUCCUGGUUGCCGUGACGUGCGGCUUGAUUGGCUUCUUCUGCUUCCCGCUUCUCCCUACCUGCCUUGAGCUCGCCGUUGAGGUGACCUACCCUGUAUCUGAGGGCACUAGCGCUUCUUUCAUGUGGAUGGCAGGUCAAGCGUUGGGUGUCGUGUUCAUCUUUAUCAUGGACGCCAUGCGGACGGGCGCCGAAGAAGACAUGACAAACGCGCUCUGGUUUGCGGUCGGCGUCGUCGGUGCCACGCUCAUCCCGGUCUUCCUGUUCAAGGGCGAGUAUCGGCGGUUGAACAUGGAGCGCGAGACCAAAGCCAACGCUUCCUCCGGCCUGAACGGCGAUCUGCACAUUUGAGUGUCCUGCAAAGCAGGAGGCUGAAGCAUUUGAGUGCUCCUUUCGUUGAAUUUACCGUUUUGUUGAAUUUUUUUGGCUUGUAUUGAAUUGACGUUUUUUUUUUUUUUUUUUUUUUUGUUUGUUCUUGA